Parnassius apollo (apollo) is the source of this 1101-nucleotide messenger RNA. NCBI's taxonomy places the organism in Eukaryota, Metazoa, Arthropoda, Insecta, Lepidoptera, Papilionidae. The record is from the annotation of a GenBank genome assembly.
AUGGUACUGGAUGAAAGAGGAAAGCUAUGGCCUGCGUCACAUCUUCAAGAUGAAUGCAUCUACGGUUAUGAAAAUGGCGAGCCUUCAACCAGCGGCCAAAACACACUUUUUGAAGUUUGUUCUAUGAACACACCUUUCCCUAUAGAUGAUACAGAUUCAGAUAUUAUUGAGGAUUCCCUAGAUGAACCUAAACAUUCUACUGAUAAUAAAAAAGUGUACACCAUCUUAAAGAAUGUGUCCUCUGGCCAAAAUUACAAAGACUUUUCUUCGGGUAGUGAUAAUGUUUUCGUUCCGGAAAGCCCUUUAAGCUCUAGCUCUAGCAGUAUAAGAGAACAAUCCGACAGAACAAGGCAAGAGGACCAUAUCCCUACUAGGAACCAACACGAAAGUGAAGAUUUGGAAGAAAAUAAUAAGUCAAGAAAACGUAAGAUAUUCCCACCCAAAGAAAAUAAGUCAAAGAAACGCUCCCGAAAUGAACUGUCAUGGAAGAAAAAGUCUGCAGCUGUAGCUAGAGCAAAGGGAGAAGAAUAUAUGUCUUAUAAAGGAGUGAAAGUUCCGAAGAAAACCAUCCAGGAAGGGAUUUUAUGCCACGAGAAGUACAGACUUAAAUGCUCUAGUAAGUUCUCACUGGAAGAUAGGCAAUCUAUUUUAAACAGCUAUUAUUCAUUAGAUUCUAAUAGUAAAAAUGCCUUAUUGUUCAGCAGCAUUGUAAGUAAACCUGUAGCAAGACAAUGCAGUAACGCUAGAAAGCAUAAAUCUGCUUCUUACAAGUAUUACGUAAAAAAACAAGCAAGUACUCAAGAAAUAUGCAAGUUAGGAUUGUGUAGAAUAUACCAAAUAGGUCGCAAAAAAAUUGAUCUCAUAAAGGAUAUUAAAAAUGAACUUUCAGUUCCCAAACCAGAUCGGAGAGGACGACAUCAAAGUCGUCCACACAAAAUGGACGAUGACGUUGUCCAAUGCAUUAAGGCACAUAUUGCGAGCUUUCCAGCGGAACAGUCUCAUUACUCAAGAAAUAAAAAUAUAUACAAACUCUAUCUGUCACCGCUGCUCAAUGUUACCAAGAUGCAUGCAUGGUUUGUAUUUGGAAAUGUGUCAAAAUGA